This is a messenger RNA of Tupaia belangeri chinensis (Chinese tree shrew), 1415 nucleotides long. RefSeq names its product dihydrofolate reductase (gene DHFR). Gene Ontology annotation, molecular function: dihydrofolate reductase activity; NADP binding. Gene Ontology annotation, biological process: folic acid metabolic process; tetrahydrofolate biosynthetic process; dihydrofolate metabolic process. The transcript has 6 exons. Bases 146 to 709 code for a protein of 187 amino acids. Lineage: Eukaryota; Metazoa; Chordata; Mammalia; Scandentia; Tupaiidae. Gene Ontology annotation, cellular component: mitochondrion. The record is from RefSeq and is a predicted model, not a curated record.
GCGACCCUGCCGUGCGCCGGGGCGGGAGGGCGGAGCCUCGCCUGCACAAAUAGGGCCGAGGGGCGGGGCGGCCCCGAUUUCCCGCCAAACUCUGCCGGGCCUCCCGGAGUCGAAAGCGAGCUCGGAGCUGCUUCCCGCUGCUGUCAUGGUUCGUCCGCUAAACUGCAUCGUCGCUGUGUCCCAGAACAUGGGCAUCGGCAAGAACGGGGACCUGCCCUGGCCUCCGCUCAGGAAUGAAUUUAAGUAUUUCCAGAGAAUGACCACAACCUCUUCAGUAGAAGGUAAACAAAAUAUCGUGAUUAUGGGUAGGAAGACCUGGUUUUCCAUUCCUGAAAAGAAUCGGCCUUUAAAAGACAGAAUUAAUUUAGUUCUCAGUAGAGAACUCAAGGAACCUCCACAAGGAGCUCAUUUUCUUGCCAAAAGUCUGAAUGAUGCCCUAAAACUUAUUGAGCAACCAGAAUUAGCUAAUCAAGUGGACAUGGUUUGGAUAGUGGGAGGUAGUUCUGUUUAUAAGGAAGCCAUGAACCAGCCAGGCCAUCUUAAACUGUUCGUGACAAGGAUCAUGCAGGAUUUUGAAAGUGAUACCUUUUUUCCAGAAAUUGAUUUGGAGAAAUAUAAACUUCUCCCAGAAUACCCAGGUGUUCUUUCUGAUGUCCAGGAGGAGAAAGGCAUUAAGUAUAAGUUUGAAGUGUAUGAAAAGAACGACUGAUGUGAAUGUGUUUUCAAGCUGUUUCCCCUCCUCUGAAAAAGUGUAUAUUUUUAUAUAAGAAAAAAAGGCUUUUGUUGACUUCAGAUCUAGGGAUAAUAAUUUCUAAGCAGUAUGCUUUUAUUCCCAUUAAUGUUAAAUAGACUAUAUCAGAUACCACUUGUGCCAUAACUGUCACAGCGUCUUGCCAUUGCUGACUCGGUGCUUCUGCCCCACAGCUGAGUCCACGCACCUGCUUAGGGUAGCCCACAGUGGAGAGUCCCUGGGUAGCAUGAGUUGACAUGACACCACGGGCCAAUAGAGACAGAAGCUAGAUAGAUUAAUUCUGGAGCAGAAAAACAGAAAAGCUAGAACUCAGAUUUGAAAAAAAUUAGAUCAAAGUAGGAGCUGUGAAUAUUCUGUGUACAUCACAUGCUAAGUAAAGUUGUGCUCACUGAAUCUUACAGAAACUUAGAAGAUGGCAGCGGGUGCCUACAGGGGCUGAAAGACUCACUACAGGCAGACCAGCUUGAAAUCUGAAAGUACAGUCCUUUCUUGAAUUUAUUCUAAAAGGAAGUUACAAAUAUGUCCAGGGAUAAAUGUAACUUUUUCUAAAAAUGGUCAUUAUUUGUGAAAUCUGUGUGUGUGGGACUGGCAAGUGGCAUGGUGGUUAAGGGCACUGGAUUCCCACAUGGCCGACCAUGAUUUCAGUCCAAGACCUGGCUACUUG